CUAACUAGCGGAAGUGAAGUAAUGUAAUGGCGACCUAGUUGUUGUUGUUUCAGACCAAGAUGAGAACAGUAUUUUGGUCGCUGCUUUUGCUGGCAUCGCCUAUUUUACAGGUGUCGGCGGAUGUUUCAGACACAGUUUUACGAUGGUGUGUGACGAACAGGGCAGAAGAGACAAAAUGUAAUGCUUUUAUGGUGGCAGUAGCUUCACUGAAAGUCGAAGGUUUAUACACAGGGAAUGUUGUCCCAAUCUGUGUAUUGGGUUCUGAUAGCUUUGACUGUAUGAAGAAGAUCCAGAACAGUGAUGCUGAUGUCAUGGCCCUGGACACUGGUCAAGGAUACUUCGCUGGUCACCAGCACAACAUGAUGCCCUUCCUGGCCGAGAGCUACAGGGACCAAUCCAUCCACUACUAUUCUGUAGCUGUGGUCAGAUCUAAUGAUUUAUCCCUCACCAUCAACAACCUCAAGGGCAAACGAGUCUGCUUCCCGGGUAUUGGUAUGGGAGCUGGCUGGGUAUAUCCUAUGGGCCUUAUGUUGGAAGCCAACAUGAUUCCUAUACAGGAGUGUAAUGCUGUGGUCAAGUCAGUUACAGACUUCUUUGGGGACAUGUGUCUGCCCGGGGCGCUAUCAUCAUUCUACAAUCCGUUUGGUAACAACCCAACCUCCAUCUGUAAGCUUUGUACUGGAGUACUAGAAGAGAGGUGUUCGACCUCUGACCCGUACGCUGGAUAUGAUGGUGCCUUCAACUGUUUGAGGUCAGGACAAGGGGAUAUAGCUUUCCUCCGACAUGACACUGUGGAGAUGAUGCUUGUUAACAAUACAGAGCAGUUAACGGAUUACUCUCUGCUGUGUCAGGAUGGCAGUCGUAGGAGCCUGGAACAGUAUGAUCAGUGUAACUUCGGUCGGAUCAUAUCAAACAUGGUGAUGACGUCCAGCCUCAAACAAGACUCUGAUGUGGCCGCCUAUAAAAACUUCCUACUACAGGCAUCCAGCUGGUUUGGGCCUAAUGGACAAUACAGAAACCGUUUCACCAUGUUCAGUUCUCUGGAGUGGAAAUACUUUGGUCGAAGAGAUCUCAUGUUUUCUGAUGUGACUGAGGGAUUGGUUGAUGUAGGCCAAAACAAUACUUACUACAAAUGGGUUGAUCCUGAGUUCUAUAGAAAAGUGAGCAGUCUAAACUACUGUCCUUUGAACUCAGCACGUUGGUGUGUUAUCUCCAAAGAUGAAAAGUCCAAAUGUCAGAUCAUGUUGAUGGCAUUUGAAGCAAAAGACCUUCGACCUCGACUUGACUGUAUCCUUGGCUCCAACACUGAUAACUGCAUGUCGAUGAUCGCCAACGGUGACGCUGACCUCAUGAACCUUGACCCUGGUGACGUGUAUGUGGCUGGAAGGAAAUAUGGUUUGAAACCCAUAGCAUCAGAGGAUUAUGGGAACAUGAACUCCUCGUUUUACGUUGUUGCCGUGGCGAGGAAGAGAGACCACUACAUGACACUCUUCAACCUGAAAAAGAAGCGUGCCUGUUUACCUGGGAUAGGUAGAGGGGACGGAUGGAUCGUACCCGUCAAUAUCUUCAUUGAGACUGAGCAGUUUCUGCCUCAGCAUUGUACAAUCUUUGAAAAUCUUGGUCAGCUGUUUGUGCGAAGUUGUAUCCCUGGGGCUGUGGAUAAGUUAUACAACCCCACACAGACCCCAGUCAGUCUUGUAGAGGCCUGCGCCUCUGGAGGGGCCAAGAAGGGUCGACGUAACAGCGACGACUACUACUAUGGUGCAACAGGGGCAUUCAGAUGUCUUGUAGAGAAGGGAGGAGACAUAGCCUUUGUCCGUCAUUUGACCGUACGAGACAAUACUGACAGCAGAAAUCGGGCUAUCUGGGCGAGAAAUCGUCGUGCUGAUGACUAUGAGCUCAUGUGUAAAGAUGGAAGCCGUACCCAGAUUGACAACUGGAGAAACUGUCAUCUUGGCAAAGUACCGGCUAACGCUGUGGUAACAGCCCAAUACAAGUCUGAGGAGGAGAAACUUAUAUACUGGCAGCUAAUCAAUUAUGGACAACAGUUUUUCUCGUCGGACAUAAUCGGUGACUUCAAUAUGUUUGAUUCUGGGAAAUGGUCCUCAAAGUCAUGGUCUAGCGACCUCAUAUUCACGGAUGACGCAGUGCGACUGAUGAAGGUGGAACCAGAGAAACAGAACUAUAAGUCAUAUCUAGGACGCUCCUUCAUUAAUCAAAUAGAAAACCUACACAAAUAUACCUGUGUUCCAAUCAAAGAGGCUAGCUCAGCCUCAACGUGGUCAGCGUCGACAGCCAUACUAACACUCGCUGUCAUACUCCAACUUCUGCUCUGAAGGUCAUACCUGUGUUAACAUUUCAGUAUAACUGACUGAUUUCAAAUUCAGAACUUAUUACAUCCUGUUUCAAAUAAAAUACUAGGAUUUAUUUUUGGCAGUUUUUUGAAAAGUAACGAUGACAAAUAUUUCGUCAGUCAUAUAUUUCCUUUCUAACAUUAAAAUAAUAAUUAACAAUGAACCUAGAAACAACAAAGAUAUAAAAACACUGUUUAUAAUAAGUUAGCAAUGCCAGACAAAUUUUUAUAUCCGAAGAAGAAUUACACUAGCUUUUCCUCUGUUAGGUUGGUCUUCCAUGUAUUUUACGCAUCAAAUGUUUUAUUUGUUAAUGUUUGGUCAUGUUUUCGACUUAUCUAAUUUUAUCAAACGGUUUGAUUUAACCGGAGAAAAAACAGUGUUUUUAUUAUGAGAUAAUUAUUACAUUCCAUUUCAUAUAUAUCAAUGAUCAAAUCAGCUCAUUCAACUAUUUUUGUAAACAAGUGUCUGUAUAUUUGUCUGUGUAAAUAGUUGUAUACUUGUAAAUAUGUACAAAUUUCUAACCAGUGUCUACUUGAUCAUGUGCCAUUGCAAUAUUUUUGAGUUCUGUUUUAAAAGGGUACCUAUUAUUGGAUUACCUCCCCUUACUAUUACCCUCUGAUAAACUCCAGGGUUUCUCUAUAAUAACUUAUAAUUUAAGACAGAACAUUUGUUGGUUUAUUUCAUUAAAUAUAGCUCAGUUUAUAAUAAACCAGGGUUAAUUAUGUUGAUGUAUUCAAGUGCAAGUGUUCAAUCUUCUCGGUAUGAUAAUACAAAAAAUUGUUACAGAGACAAAAACUAUUUUCUAUUGUGUUACAAAUUAUGAAAAUAUAUACAUGUACCUGAUUUGUAUUCUGGACAUAUCACAGUGGCCAUCUUGAUUAGGAUAUCUUUUAUGAAUACAAGAUUGUUGUAUGUAUAAGAAUUAUAGGUGAACAGGACACAAUAUGAAUAUGGCAGUUAAAUAAAUCUCUAAAUUGAAGUACAAAAAAACAUUCAAAGUGAUUAAAUCAGGGAAAAUAUUUCUUGUAACAUUAAUGUUUGAGUUAUCCUGUUUGGGGCUUCAUUGACAAUAACACGUUGUACCAUACACUCUGCCAUUAUUGGGUCCUGUUGGUAGUCCCUCUCUGUACAGAUAUGUUAACACUUAUACAUAGAUCAUUUCUGUACAUCUUCACUGAUAAAAACACUAAGCUUCAUCAUAUACCAUCAUUGUAUAUAUAUGUUCAUCUUGAAUCUUGAGAAGUGUAUGAAUUAUGGUUGUAGCAUUUGUGAUAAUGGGAGAUCUUAAUUAUAAUAAUCAUUAUGGGAGAAAGAAACUGUUUAUUUACUCUAUAAUUAUAAAGAGCACUUACACAGAUCCAGGAACAAGUUGUAAUAAAUUACGUAUUAUCAUCUGGGUUCAUAUAGCAUGAAAUGUUUACAGAUAGUAUGAUAUACCGGGAUCAUUAUAUGUGGAGUAUUUUACUAGAGUUACCUCCCCUCGUAUUGAAUCUUUCACAUAAAAUGUGAUUCUGGUGUACUGCUUUAAUAGGUAGCCAAAUAAUAAAAUGGAACUGCAUUAGGAGUUGGCAGGAAUUGUUGCUAGUUUUGAUAUGACAUUAAAACAGCCAUACAUGGCAUUUCAGUUAACAUAUAGACAAUAUUCUAUUACAUGGGAUGAAGGGUUAUUUGAAAUAUCCCCAAAAAAACGUCUUUUCAACUGAUAUGUUAGAGUUGAAUUCCUCAUUUAUGUUGGGUUAUUUAUUUCUGUAACUUUAGAAGCAGGAAAUGAUAUUGAGAUGUGAUGUUAAGUGUUUUCAUGUUAGACUCUAGAAAAUGACACAAAACUCCAGAAUCAGUCCAGAAUCGGUCCAGAAUCAGUCCAGAAUCAAGUUUGCUGAAACUAACAGUGUAUUAACACAAUAUCAAUUGUUUAAAUAUAAGAUAUUUUAAGUGUGACAAUGGGGGCAAAAUUAUGCAUUUCUAUGAAAUUUCUUUAAAUAAGGUUCUGGAUGAAAAGGAUUUUUUGAUUCAAUAGAUGUAACUUAAUUCUCACCAGCAGUGAUUAUAACUAGUAAGUGCUUAUGUAUAUAAUAAUGUGUGAUUGAUUGUAAAGAGUCUAUAAAUCAUCAAAGCAGUGUCUAGAAAAUCUGUAUAUAGAUCAUAACAAUAAAUUUGUACCAUUAAAGAAUUUUUAAUAAAAUAUUUUGAUAUCUAUAAAAA
This is a messenger RNA of Pecten maximus, 4556 nucleotides long. Its product is annotated as melanotransferrin-like. Gene Ontology annotation, biological process: iron ion transport. Gene Ontology annotation, cellular component: extracellular region; plasma membrane; early endosome. Bases 60 to 2336 code for a protein of 758 amino acids. NCBI's taxonomy places the organism in Eukaryota, Metazoa, Mollusca, Bivalvia, Pectinida, Pectinidae. The record is from RefSeq and is a predicted model, not a curated record. The transcript has 14 exons.